AUGAAGACCGCCUUCUCACAGCCCAACAUCUCGACCACCGCCAUCGUUUGCUCGGCUGUCGUUGGCCUGUUCGCUUACGAACAGUACUGGUAUCUGAGCAAGAAGAAGUCCUUGCCCGGUCCCAAGUUCAAGAUCCCUAUCAUCGGUGCAUUCCUGGACUCUCUUUACCCCACCUUCGAGGGCUACAUGAGCAAGUGGAAGAGCGGUGAACUCUCGUGCGUGAGUGUGUUCGACAGAUUCGUCGUCAUUGCGUCGACUUGCGAUAUCAGCAGAAAAAUCCUCAAUUCGCCCGCCUUUGCCGAGCCUACCGUCGUUGAUUCGAUGACCUAUAUCCUUUGCCCUGACAACUGGGUGUUUUUGAACGGCAAGGCUCACGUCGAUUAUCGUCGCGGGUUGAACGUCCUUUUCACUCGACGAGCUCUCGGCAUCUACAUUCCCAUCCAGGAGAAGGUCUACGAGCGCCACUUUAACGAAUGGCUCUCGCUCGACGGUAAAGUCGAAGAGUACUGGAUGCGUUUCCGUGAAAUCAACAUGGAGUCGUCGCUCCGUGUGUUUUUGGGCGACCACAUGUCGGACGAGGUUGCCAAGCGCAUCUCUCUCGAAUACUUCAACAUCACCGCCGCCCUCGAACUUGUCAACUUUCCCAUUCCACUUCCCGGCACCAAGGUCUACAAGGCCAUUCAAUCCCGCAAGUACAUUGUCAAGCACUUUAUUGAAGCUAUCAAGGACGGCAGAAAACGCAUGGAAACCGGCGAGGAGCCCAAGUCGUUGAUGGAUGCCUGGCUCCAGGCAAUGAAGGAGGAGGAGGUUGAAAGCGAAAAGGCUGGCAAACCCGCGCCACGCAAGUUCGACGAUCGUGAAAUUGCUUUGACGAUCUUGACCUUUUUGUUUGCCAGUCAGGAUGCCACGUCGUCAGCCUUGACCUGGGCGUUCCAGUUACUUGCUGAUCAUUCCGAUGUUCUCGACCGUGUGCGUGAAGAACAAAUCCGCGUGCGCGAGGGCAAGUUGGAUCAGCCUUUGACCCUCGAGUUGAUGGAAUCCUCCACCUACUUGCGUCAAGUUGUCAAGGAGAUCUUGCGUCUCCGUCCACCAGUGCUCAUGGUCCCAUACAAGACUACACGCGAAUGGCCCAUUACCGAUCAGUACACUGUGCCCAAGAACGCCAUGUUGAUCCCAACCACUUAUCCUGCGUUGCACGAUCCCGUUGCAUACCCGAACCCAGACAGCUUCAAUCCCGACCGCUGGGGCCCACAAGGCCAGGCCGAGAAGCACCCCAAGAACUUCAUGGUCUUUGGUAACGGCCCUCAUCACUGCUUGGGCAAGGAAUACGCCAUGAUGCACUUGAUGGCUAUCAUUGCUCAGGCCUCACUCCAGCUUGAGUGGACUCACUACCGCACCGACAAGAGUGACGAAAUCUCUAUUUUCGCAACCAUUUAUCCCCAGGAUGGGUGCAUCAUGAGCUUCAAAAAGCGAGAAGCUGUUUCUGCUUAA
Molecule: messenger RNA, 1491 nt
Organism: Zychaea mexicana
Lineage: Eukaryota; Fungi; Mucoromycota; Mucoromycetes; Mucorales; Lichtheimiaceae
Product: cytochrome P450
Exons: 6
Coding region: 1-1491 (496 amino acids)
Biological process (GO): sterol metabolic process
Molecular function (GO): iron ion binding; monooxygenase activity; oxidoreductase activity, acting on paired donors, with incorporation or reduction of molecular oxygen
Source: RefSeq, a predicted model, not a curated record